UCCUUCACUAUGGGAAUUUCUUUGCAUUCUCAGUGUUUCUUCUGCUUCAUAUGCAUACUUUCAAUAUUUUGCAUAACUAAUUGUUUUAUUCAAAAUGCUUACAGCCAAUGCCUGCAGAAUCAAAGAACUUUGUUGCUUCAAUUGAAGAACGAUCUUAUAUUCAAUAGCACUGUAUCAACAAAACUGGUGUUGUGGAAUCAGACUCAAAAUUGUUGCAAUUGGGACGGUGUGGAAUGUGAUGGUGCGGGGCAUGUGAUCAGUUUGCAGCUCGAUAGUGAGGGAAUUUCUGGUUGGAUUCAUAACAUGUCUAGUCUUUCCGCCCUUCAAUACCUGGAGGAGCUAAGCUUAACUUUCAAUGACUUCCAAGGUCAGAUUAUUCCAGGUGGGAUUCUCAACCUCAAACAUUUGACGUAUUUGGAUUUAGCAGCUGCUGGUUUUGGUGGACAGGUUCCAAUUUGAAGUUUCACUAAUGAGGAGAUUGGUCACUCUCCGUCUCUCAUAUAAUGACGGUCUAAAAAUUGAGAAUCUGAAUUUGAAGAUGCUUCUUCAGAAUCUAACUGAACUAAGAUACCUUUAUCUUGAUGGCGUGCAUAUGUCAUCAACAGUUCUUAAUUAUUUUGCUAACUUCUCACAUCUGACUAUCUUGCAUCUCCGUUCGUGUGAUUUAAAAGGCUCAUUCCCUGAUAUGAUCUUCCAAGUACCUACCCUAAAGAUUCUUGAUUUGUCGAAUAACUUUUUCACCGGUUCAAUCCCACCAUUUUACAUGUACAAGAAUCUUCAAUCUGUAUAUUUGAGUGGUAAUUCACUUAGUGGGCAAAUUCCCGAGUCUUUCUUCACACAAGAAAGGCUUGUCGCUCUCGUCCUUUCUGACAACUUCUUCAAUGGUACGGUUAAGCUAGAAAGGUUUCAAAGGCUACAAAAACUUAAAGUGCUGGACCUUUCUUACAACAAUUUGUCUGUUGACACAAGCAUCACUAAUAAAAGUUUGUCAACGUUUCCCCAGUUAUCAUUUUUAGCCCUAGCUUCUUGCAACCUACAUUACUUUUUUGAUCUUACAAACCAACACAGACUGGAGUUGUUGGACCUCUCAAACAACCAGAUAACUGGGGAAGUACCUAAUUGGAUUUGGGAAAUUGGAAAUGGAGCACUUGACAUGUUGAAUCUUUCUGUGAAUCAGUUGGUUGGUCUACAGAAGCCAUACCACAUUUCUAGUUCACUUACUUAUGUGGACUUACACUCGAACCUGCUCCAGGGUGAGUUGCCCCCUCUUGCACUUAACACUGGAAACUCCACUACCAAACUUGUUUGCUUGUCUCUUGCAAACAAUAGCCUAAGUGAAGCUAUUCCGACAUCCUUUUGCAAUGCUCCUCUACUUAAAGUUCUUGACUUGUCUGCCAAUAAAUUGAGCGGGAGCAUACCGCCUUGUUUGGUGGAAAAAGUUGAGCAACUUGCUGUGUUGAAUCUUAAGAGGAACAACAUCAGUGGCCAUAUACCGGAUACAUUUUCUGUCAAUUGUAAUCUACAGUUUUUGGAUGUAAGUCAGAACUAUUUAGAAGGGAGCCUCCCAGUGUCCCUGGCCAAUUGCAAAUCUUUACAGCUCUUCAAUGUGGGAAACAACAACAUCGAUGAUGGUUUCCCAUGCAUGCUGCCAUCUAGCUUGCUUGUCCUCGUGUUGCGCUCCAAUAGAUUCCAUGGAGAAGUGAGAUGUAGCAGAAGCUGGACAAAUCUCCAAAUUAUUGAUAUAGCUUUUAACAAUUUCACUGGUUAUCUGUAAACUAAAUGCUUCUCGGGAAUGAUGCUAGAAAAGGAUGCACGCCUGGAAAGUGACUACGUUCACUACAUUAGACCAUUUGGUGAUGAUUACGAUGGGGGAGUGAACGUAAUCGUCAAAGGGGUAGAACUGGAGUUUUCGAAGAUUUUGACAAAGUUUAAGGCCAUUGAUUUCUCUUGCAAUAAUUUUCAAGGGGAGAUACCAGAUGCAAUCGGUGAUCUUAGAUCUCUUCAUGGUCUCAACUUAUCCCACAAUAAUUUUAUAGGAACAAUUCCAAAAUCAUUGGGUAAGUUGACGGAUAUUGAAUCAGUCGACCUCUCAAUGAACCAGCUAACAGGGAAAAUACCAGAAGAGCUUACAUGCCUCACAUCCCUUGCAGUCUUGAAUCUAUCCCACAAUCAGUUGAUCGGGCCAAUCCCAAACGGCCCUCAAUUUCAAACAUUUUCAGCAGAUUCCUUCCAAGGAAACACAGGGCUAUGCGGUUUCCCUCUCAACAUAAGUUGCAGGCACCCAGGCGAAACCGACAACAUGCCACCACCUAAUCCAUAUCAAAAGGACGAGGCCAUCAAUUGGGAUUAUGUAUCUGUUGCACUUGGGUAUGUUGUUGGCUUAGGAAGCAUUCUCUGGCUGCUUUUUUUUUGUCGAAGCUUCAGAAACAAGUUCAAUGAUCGGACUGAGCAAGUUUUUGAAAACAUAUUUAACCCCAAAGACAGGAGAAAAAGACAUCAAGGAAGAGUAAGAAGAAGACACAACUGCUGAUGAUGCAAAUGCUCUUUGUUUUUUGUCACAAAAGCAUGAAAAAUAACCAAAGAUAUUUUCCUGAAAAUGUUUUCUAAGAUUUAUCAAGUUGAUUUUUAAUGCAAUAACUCUUGUUACAUAUACUGUUUAACAUAAUGUCGGAUGCAUGCAAAGGGCCGUUACACAUAUUUACAUA
Molecule: messenger RNA, 2705 nt
Organism: Sesamum indicum (sesame)
Lineage: Eukaryota; Viridiplantae; Streptophyta; Magnoliopsida; Lamiales; Pedaliaceae
Source: RefSeq, a predicted model, not a curated record